GACUCCGAGAGAUCGUUUCGCGGAAGAUCGCGCUUCACCGGACUGUGGAUCGGGUGUCUUGCUCCGCCCGUGUUCGGACAUUCGAACUAGAUCGAGCGGACCCACACUUGGUAAUCUGUCGACCCACUACUGUGGAAGUUGAAGUGGAGGUUCCACGGGAUAGUGCUGACGAGUACGAAAUCACCUCGAAGAAGACGGCAAUAACGAAAGUUCUCCGCACGUAUCCAGAAGAUCGCUUCCGAGCGUUCUACGAGACUCUGGGGUACGCGAAAAUUGUGGAAUUGACGUCAACGACAUUGGGGAAGGCUGAGCCCGACAUGCUUUUCACGGAAAUAGGAGGUGCUCUCGCCGAACCACCUGUAGUAAACGAAGAAAAAGGAGGGCCUGCUGAUAGUACUGUAAGAAAUCUUGCUCUACUGCCAAUCAUCCCGCGACAAAAAUUGUCGCACGUUCGAUGGCAGGAGAUGACAGUUUUGCAUAGUGAGAAACUUCUUCCAACUCUGAACGUACGGGAAAUGUUCGGGGAACUUGAUGCAGCUACCAUAUUUCCUAGUUCCUUUUACGCCUUCGAUCUUUGGUCGUGGACGCGGAAUAUAGCCGCAGUAUUGGACGCCGCCCGCGACGAAGCAGAUGAUGUCAAGAGGGAAGAACAACAACAACACCAAUCUUCUGUAAGAAAAACAUCAAGUGCUGCAGCAGAGAAUGCUAGUAGGAGCAGGACAACCACUAGCACUACAUCUACAAACAAGGCAUCUGCAGCUUCAUCUUCUAGUUCUUCAGGGUGGACCGAUUUUUUUCCUCUUCGAUGGCUUGAUCCGGAGUACACGGAGGAGUCGGAUCAAUAUAGGCGGUCUUUGAAGGUGACUCUAGCGCUUCCACCUGAAUCGCUCGCUCAGAUGGUGAAAGACGGAAAAAGCAAAAAGAACAUAGCGGAGUCGGUUUUGGGUACCAUUGCCAGGCAGAUGAAUUUCAACUUGGAUCCACAAGCCGAACAAUAUCCCUUGGUAUUUGAUGUGUAUGGGCAGGAAAUGCAGAUGGGGCAGAAGCAUGCUGGCAAGAAGAUGAAGAACAAAGAAGUAGAUCUUCCUAAAGAUGAAUCUUCUGCACUAGUGUACGAGGAAGUGCUGGACGUAUCCAAAAUAUUGGAUCAAACAAAUUCAAGAACUACAAGUAGAAGCGGAGAAGAACGUGCUGUUACACCUCAACUUUUUAAUCAAGAUUGGAGCAUGGGUGAGAUUGCGGUAGGUUUAUGGGCGCAUGAGACGUUCGUCCGCACAGAAGGUGAUGCAGCCCUGCCGUUUUUGUUGUAUCUGCGCUAUUUGCUUCUUUUCUUGACCCAAGCGAAUUACUCGGAGCGUGAGUGUAGGCGUGAAGUCGGUGUCGCUGGACAUCUUACAUGGUUGCUGUUCUGGGUCUACACGCGCGAACACGAAAAACAUCAAGUCGUCGCUGCGGACGAAGAUGACAAUUUAUUGGACCACGAGCCUGCUCGCAGUACAACUUCUUCUAGCAACCGAUCAGCAUAUGAACAAGACAAAGCACAACCAGAACCACCUUUUGAACAAGACAAAUGGGGUUCUACCAACGGAAUCCCGACGAACAAACCUCCAAUCAAAGGGACGAUUUUUCGUCUGCUGCAGGUAGCACGAGACCCCGCAUUAGGGUAUUUGAAAGCGAUUUUUGAGUUCUUGCAACACAGUCGCUGUCAGUCUCAAUACAUUGCAGACGAGGAUUAUCAGAGAUGGGUAGAUGGGCGUCAGAAAAUCCACCAUUCUUCGAGAAAAGCCUUCGGGAAUCGGGUGGCUCGCGAGUACUUUGAGCAGAUGAAGGACCACUUUACUAGCAUGACUGACAACCUCGUGGUCCAUGCGGAUGAAAUUUCCUCUGGCGCUUCAUCGUCUCCAUCAUCGUCUGCUUCGUCACGAUCAUUUACUUCUCCCAGCAGUUUUAAGAAUUUGAAAACUUCUUUCAUCUGUAAUGGCCGAAAUGGAGAAGUUGGAGACCGCCGACCAUCUACCGCUUCUAGCCGUAGAGAUUCGUCGAACAAGUCUUGGCUGGAUACCUGGGACCCGACUGAAGCUCCAAAAUUUGAAGUGUACGAUCAGCAACAGGAGAUGUGCGAUCAUGGUGUUAAGGCUACAAGAAAUCCAUCUUCCCAGGCGUCUUGGUUCCGCUUUUAAAGGGAAAAGGGGACUCAAGAUGGUGCUGAAGCUGGACUUCUCGUAGUUCUAAUGGUGGAACGUUCCUCAAUGGCACACUGGUUUCGGUUCCGGUCCGUCCACGCAACGAACGCAUUUUUUUCGACCUGAAAUCGGACGAAGCGGUGGCAUGGCGAUGGUGUCGCAACGAGGGAUCCGAGGUGGAAUCUUCUUCUGGUGGUACCGAACCGCUUGAUUUGAUGUUGGGCUGCGAGGAGCUCAUACGUUUUAACAGAGAAUUUCAACAUGAUGUUGGAGCAGUAGAAGACGACGACGACAAAGAAGAAGAGGUUCGCCACAACAGGGACUGGAUGCAAUUUUUAUUGCAGAUGCAGCAAGUCAUCAGGUGGGAGCAAUAUGCUAGAUGGAGCUAUCAAUGGUUGUGAAGUUAUUAGAUGUUACAUUCAUUAUCAAACAAUCGCGCUCUACCUCUAUUGACGAGGACAUUGACAUAAGAGAUCAAAGAUGAAUCCUGAUCCUACGGUAGUCAUGAAACGACUGAACCAAGAGCAACCAUGAUGAUGAAACUCUAACGAUUGUCUCAGACAGUUCUUGUUCUUGACAGAAAGUGAAUCCUUGGAAAAAUUGGACAACCAGCCAUGUUGAAAAU
Molecule: messenger RNA, 2808 nt
Organism: Amoebophrya sp. A25
Lineage: Eukaryota; Dinophyceae; Syndiniales; Amoebophryaceae
Source: the annotation of a GenBank genome assembly